UUACGAGCAAUUCGUAUUAAUAAAGAAAUCUUGGCAAACACAAGAGGUGAUGGCUUUCAAGAUGGCGGCGACGUAACGUUGCGGUCGCUGGCUGAGAUUUGCCAAGGGAAUUGCUAACUAUGGCUCAUAAAACCAAUCUAUGUCGCACUAACUCAGCUCAACACAAAGCAAGUACUGUCUCUCGACAGCUGCCGAGAAUGUCUUUAUGUGUCUUCUUUCGCCUGCUGUGUGUGCUUUCCUUUCUUCUCCUACCUCGUUCUCCCUCUUACCACCAUACAUAUCCCACCUGGCCCCACCACACCCCACAUCCCCACAUAACACCCUUCAUUCGCCUCCUAGUAUCCUGUCCUCCACCAACAUUUUAGCUCUCUGUCACAUUGGGUUAUAUCUGUACAGUGCAGGAGGUAUUUGGUGCCAAAUGAGCUUAAAUAUUGAACGCGUGCUACCGUUGGCGAGUGCCGCCUUGAAUUGUGAAGGAUGCCAGGAUUGGGCGGGUGCAUACGUCAAUUACUGUAAGGUUAUCGAGUCCAUGAGGAAGAUGGCUCGGCCAUUCGACAAUGCUGGCAAAGUUCCGGUAGGAGGUCCGGAAGCUUACGCUUGGAAUGGUUUGCUUGAGAAUUGCAUUCAUAAAGCCGACAGAUUACGGAGAUUGCUUUUGGAAGACGAAAUGCGACGCCAGGGUUUUCAGAUCAAUAAAGUGCUCUCGAAGAAAAAAUCGCUGCCUCGAAAUCCGUCAGAGUCCCGAAUCCUUCAUCCUCUUCCUCCUCAGGGACGAAGCGCGAGGGUACUGUACAAAAACGCGAGAAAGGCGAAGUCAGAACUGCUUCUCCCCACCGUUCACAUGUCUCCCGUUCCACGGACGGCUGCCGAUUCUCCCGGGGGUUCAUCUUCGUCGCGGUCGUCUGCAGAAUACGACGCCUCGUUCGCUAAAAAUGCAGCUGUAAGCAGUAAUUCGCUGGCAUCCAUCGAAGACCCUUUUCGAAACUUUAGCAUUUCAGCGUCUCCAGCUGUCGCCAUCCCGACAGCAACAAAGCCAACUCGUCAUGCUGCUCUAAAAGGUCUGCCUUCGCGUCCUUUGCCAUCCGUUGUUUCCGUUCCUUCUCGUGUUCACUCCGCAAAAAGCGUUUCCACUGCAUCUUACCCUUCUUCGCUCCACCCUCCUUCUUCCUCUUCUUACUCGCACUCUUCGCAUCCUCGGAGCCCGCCUGCACAUGAGCGUAAUACCCCGUCGCGGCCUCUGUCUUCGUCUCCCUCUCGUCCCUCUCACGCACACGUUGCUCCUCCCUCUGUCCCGCCUCCACAGCCUCCUCGCAACUACUCACCUUCGUCCGUUGCUGUUCCAACAACUCCCUUGCCGCCAAUACCCGCUACUACCCCUGCUCCUGCCUCAGAGUCGCCUUUGUCGGAUUUUGAGGCCGCCAUUAUGAGUGAGAUCAUGCAACCCGGUGAACCGGUGUAUUGGUCUGAUAUCGCAGGUUUGGAGGAUGCGAAGAACUCUUUGAAAGAAGCCGUUAUAUACCCUUUUCUGCGCCCAGAACUGUUUUGUGGUUUGCGAGAGCCAGUGCAAGGAAUGCUACUGUUCGGACCGCCUGGCACCGGUAAAACUAUGCUUGCCAAGGCAGUUGCAACAGAGGCAAAGGCGACUUUCUUUUCCAUCUCUGCAUCCUCUUUAACUUCGAAAUACCUUGGUGAGUCGGAAAAGCUUGUUCGUGCUCUUUUCACCGUAGCCAAACGUCAGCCAUGCAGUGUCAUCUUUGUCGACGAAAUUGACUCCAUUCUUUCUUCCCGUAGUGACCAAGGCAACGAGCAUGAAAGCUCUCGCCGAUUGAAAACCGAAUUCUUAAUUCAAUGGUCAUCCAUCACAAAUGCCACCGUUGACAAAAACGAGCAGCAACCGAGAGUCUUGGUGCUUGCUGCUACCAAUCUGCCUUGGUGUAUUGACGAAGCAGCUCGUCGGCGGUUUGUUAAACGCACUUAUAUCCCCUUACCCGAGUUUGAUACUCGCUACAAACAUCUGACGCAUCUCAUGAAAAACCAAAAGCAUUCUUUGUCAGAUUCUGAUUUCGAAGAACUCUCUCGGCUCACCGAAGGCUAUUCUGGUUCAGAUAUCACCGCACUUGCGAAGGAUGCCGCAAUGGGUCCUUUACGGUCGUUGGGUGACGCUUUGUUGACAACGAGUGUUGAGAACAUACCACCCAUUGAUUUAAAUCAUUUCAAAAACAGUAUAAAGACAAUUCGUCCAAGCGUUUCACCCGAAGGUAUUUCUCGUUAUGAGGAAUGGAACGCACAGUAUGGUUCGCAACGUUAAGCUCUAUUCUUCGCUGUGUUCCGGUUGUAAAUUACAGGCAAAACGCGUGCCUACGUCUACGUCGAGCGAAAACAUUGUGUGUUUUUUUUGCCGAAAUGUUGUUGAAGCUUGCCCACUUCACUGUUAUCUUUUAAAACUGUUCAAUAUCUUUUUCUCUUCGUUUCUUUUUGUCCAUUCAACCUAUUCUUUUUUUUUCUGCAUUUAAGUUCGCAUAAAACAUUCUUGAUGUUUCUUCUUCAUUAACUCGAUGCUAUGCAGGCCUUGUUUACACGCGUUAUGGUUGAUUAAGCAUUGCGCUUUGUUACAAGGUCUCUGUUAUUUGUUAUGUCAUUUUUAUUCUUCCUUUUUCUUCUUGAUGUUUAAAAAAAAAUUCGCGGAAUUCGAUGCGUAAUGAUACCAUAAUGUUGCUCCUUCUUUCGUGCAUUCUUACUGCGUACGAUUUGUUUUUUGAGAAUUCCUAUUCCUUUCGCUUAUCAAGUGUAAGGUAAAUCAAUGAUUUCUAUGAACAGUGUUUGAGUAUCUCUGUAUCUAUUGUAUCUUCUGUUCUGCUCUUUCUAAAUCGCAGAUUAUUUGUUAUUGUUUAUAUUGUACAUAAAAUACAUAUUUUAUGCGAAAAUGAAAAGAAAUUAUUCCGUA
Molecule: messenger RNA, 2944 nt
Organism: Schizosaccharomyces japonicus yFS275
Lineage: Eukaryota; Fungi; Ascomycota; Schizosaccharomycetes; Schizosaccharomycetales; Schizosaccharomycetaceae
Exons: 2
Coding region: 206-2308 (700 amino acids)
Cellular component (GO): new growing cell tip; nucleus; medial cortex septin ring
Molecular function (GO): ATP binding; ATP hydrolysis activity
Source: RefSeq, a predicted model, not a curated record